GUCACACACAGAUCCGUCCGGGCUUGGUUUGUCGGAAGUGUCGUUCGGUGUGUGUUGUGUCGUUCGCUCGUAAGGACUCGUGAGGACGUUUAACAGCAGGGACAUUCUGGUUAAAUUUACUACUUGGUGGUGUGUUACUAUUUUCGUAUGAUAAAAAGGUGAUACAGUGAAGUUUAACAUAAAUAAGAAUAUUUGCAUCGUGCCAAAGGAUAGUAAAGGCAAGUGAAUUUCGUAAGCAGAAACUAUGAAGUAUGUGGCAAUGAGUUGUUUUCGUUUCCGUUGAACAGUGAUCACUCAGUACUAGCUAAAAUGCCAAGUAUAACAUCACAAGACCUAACAAGUGUACAAAGAAAAUGAAGUGAUUCUAUCAAGUGGAGAUUUAAAUUACCUUCGAAAAAAAGUUCCCAUUUGAAGCAGAAAAUGAUGCAUCCAGUUAUGACAUCUCCUCUCGACCUCCGGCCGUCGGGAUUGCUCUCGAUGAGCGUCUCACCUACGCAUAACGCCUCCUUGAACGAAUCAUCGACCCACUCACAGCAGCAGCACUACCAUGCCCAUCAACAUCUUCAGAGCAUGCAGUCGCACCAGAGCCAUCAUCACAACCAACACCAGCAGGCACCGUCGGGACAGCGGUCCAGUGGUGCAAGCCGCAACCGGUCGCGCAGUACUUCUAGCUCCGACAAUGGAACACCGUCCAGUGGACAGAAGCCCCAACAGCAGCAGCAGCCCGAUUCGGACAAUGGCACCGAAGCGGGAGAAGGUGCAACGUCGGGUGGUGGUGGUGGCAAAUCCGGCAGCCAUCGAUCGCAAAGUCUAGUGAAGCCACCGUACUCCUACAUCGCCCUGAUGCCGUGGGGAAUAUGCGAGUUUAUUAUGACACGGUUUCCCUACUACAAAGAAAAGUUCCCCGCCUGGCAGAACUCCAUCCGGCACAAUCUCAGCCUGAACGAUUGCUUCAUCAAGAUCCCGCGCGAACCGGGCAACCCGGGCAAGGGCAACUUCUGGACGCUGGAUCCGCUGGCCGAGGACAUGUUCGACAAUGGCAGCUUUCUGCGACGUCGGAAGCGCUACAAACGCACCACCCUCGCCCAAAGCAUGGCUUUCCCGGGCGUGUUUGCGCCGUUCGCACCGUUCUGGAUACGCAAACCGGUGCCCGUGAUUCCGAUGCAUCAGUUCGGACCGGCGCACGCGGCGGCAGCGGCUGCUGCUGCGUCCGCCUCGGUCGGAGGGUUUGGCGGUGAUGGUGGACCACUGGGAGCGGUACUGGGACCGGGCCGGGCGGGCGAUUUCCUGCUCGAUAGCAAACUGAACCUGUUCGGGACGGUCAAGAUCGAUGAUCUGAACGUGGCGAUGAUGGAGAACAGUGACUUUCUGCAGCGAAACGUGGAUAGUCUGAAGAUCUCGAGCGCAAUGAACAAGUUUUUCCACGGCUACCAUCAGGGACAGAGCGGGAGUAGCAGUGGCGGAGGUGGUGGUGGUGGUGGUCCACUGAUCGAUCUGUACGAAGAUGGACCUCAUCCGGCCAGUCUCGGCGUGCAUCCGUGCAAUGGGGGAUUGAUGCGCGAAGGUAUGUCGUACCCGUACGGAGGACACAAGCUUGCGGGUAUUAGUUCAUCUCGUAUCGGUGAUCCGGCCGAUCCUCACGCCGAUCGACGGGGUGACUACGGUGCAGAGGAGGAACCGAUCUCGGCCGAUCUCGACCUAUCCAGCGACGAUCGGAUCGAUGUGGAAAGUGAGGACGACUACAAAUCGCCGGCAGAGCGUGGCGCUUACCACGAGAUGCUUCUGAACGGCCCCCGCAAACUCUACUUCUCCUCUGCCCCCACCACCACCACCAGCACAACCUCCUGUGCCGGCAGCACAUCCUUCGCCCACGUCGAACCGUCCGGUGAUUACUCCCCCCACUGUAGCCCUUCCCGGAUGGCGCGCGACUCGGAUGAUUACUACAUCGAAGAAGACGAACAGUCCGAGAAGGGUAGCAGUAGUAGUAGCGGCAGCAGCAGCGUCGGUGGUUCUCUGGAAGAAUCACAACCACAGUCUGGCAAGGAGCGGCGGCAACAUCAUCAUCACACACACUUCUACACCGAGCUGCAACCGUCCGGGCUGGUGUCUGGGGCGGUGGAACAGCCACUCCACGGGAGAGUUGUUCCCUCGGCCAACGGAACGCAUCCUACGGACGCCGGCGCUAGCCCCGGGUAUGGUGAGACGACGAAGCUGUUUGAUGGAACCGAAUCGUCGUUUGCUUCCCGCAAGCGGAAGUACGGCAACACGAAGGGCUUUAGCAUAGAGAACCUCAUCGGCUGCAGCGUGGAGGAUGGAUGAAUGAAUGUACAACCGAUUGGGCGACGACGAUGACCUACCAAAACUACCUACAAGUUCCGAGACCGCGUUACCGGAGACAAAGCCAAAGCCAAAGAAAAUGUCCCACUCCUCCAACUCCCGGUGCUUCAUCCGUGUAUAAAUCUGUGUGUAUAUGUGUGUGUGCGUGUGAGUGUGUGUCUGUAAGAGUGUUUAUGUAAAUAGCUGUGGCGGACGGUGUAACUAUCUCGGUUGUAGGACGCGCCGUCGGUUGUUUUGGUUCUGUAUACGCUGCUGCUAAUAGAUAAUUUUUAGAAAACGCCAAGCCAUCCUACACCAAAACGAAGGUCGCCAGAUAAUCGAACACAUUUGUAAAUAAUCAUAACACGAUUUUAGUCCUUUCGGUACCACACCUCCACCCGCUCUAGAGAUGAUCUAUAAAGAAACAAAUCUGAAUCCGAUUUCAAAAAUGUUGCGACUUGUUGUGUCUAAUUCUUUACAGU
Molecule: messenger RNA, 2798 nt
Organism: Anopheles arabiensis
Lineage: Eukaryota; Metazoa; Arthropoda; Insecta; Diptera; Culicidae
Product: fork head domain-containing protein FD3-like
Biological process (GO): anatomical structure morphogenesis; regulation of transcription by RNA polymerase II; cell differentiation
Molecular function (GO): DNA-binding transcription factor activity, RNA polymerase II-specific; RNA polymerase II cis-regulatory region sequence-specific DNA binding
Source: RefSeq, a predicted model, not a curated record